Molecule: messenger RNA, 1279 nt
Organism: Notodromas monacha
Lineage: Eukaryota; Metazoa; Arthropoda; Ostracoda; Podocopida; Cyprididae
Source: the annotation of a GenBank genome assembly
UACCAAUGGGACAAAAAGAUGUUCCACGCAUGAUUGUUUUGGAGAGAGUCCAACAUGUAAACAGCAUGCAAGUGAACUCUCUACAAUAAAAUUCAUGGGACCAGCUGAUGAUUUUUUUUUUCGCAGAGAACCCAUGUGGCAUGGGGAGAAACCCCCAAGAACCAGAAAAGAAGUCAUCAUACAGAGAGAAUAUUGUUGCAGAUAUAGAGUCCGCUGGUAUAUACAUAAAACACUUUGAAGGUCCAGCUCAAAAAAGAAAACAUGUCUUCCUAAGUCCAUGUCUCACACCGUUCCAUCAUGAUACAUUUUCAGUGCUUCAACUUGGCAUGGAAAUAAUAAGAUGAAGAUCCCGAAAUCCAGAGAAACUUUUGACAGUGCUGAGAAGCAUUUGCGAGCACCUGUUCUGUCGCUCAAGGCUGUGGAGGUAUUCGGAUUGGAGAAUUGUUGGUUAUGUUCCGUCCACGCCUUUUUUCGCAUCGCCUGGCUGCUCGAUUUGCUCGCCAAUUUGAUUGUUCUGUUUGCAUGUGGACUGGGUAUCUAUGGCUGUACGGUUUUACCUGCUUGGAUUCCUGCUGAUUUAUGUGUGAUCCUUGCACAAGUGUCGUCUUAUGCCCACAUGAUCAUUAGUUUCUUCCUUCUUGGACUGUUGGCCCUGGUGGCAUUGCUUUGCGUUGCGGGCGACAUCUUGGCAAGGAUCCAGAAUCUUCACGAAAACACGCGAGCUCUAACGGUGACGAUUGCAUAUGCAGCAGUGUUGUUCUUCGUGUCCCUCGCCAUGUUUGCGAGUUGGCCGGUGACCAUUUGGAUGAUCCUCGCCAUCAGAACCGCGAUAGAGCGCGAGAAGCGACGCUUAGUGCGCAACCGCGUCAAGGGGGCGCGUGCCAUCAAGAGCCGCUCAACCGUCCUCAUAACUGCUGGGAAUAAAACCAUGGCGCCUUCCGGCAACGAAGAAAAUUCGGGUUCAUUUGCAGUCAGCAGCCCUGGCCCCAAGGCUUCGCCGAAUCCACAAGCGCAACAACAACCUCAACCUCGUAGCACGUUUUUCAUCCAGAAAGCCCGGCUGACCUCGACGGCCGGCAAGCCGAAUCAGCAGCAGAAUUCCUUUCUCGGCGCCUCGCAUGAUGGAAAAAAUUUAGCGAGAGAAGCUAGCGCCAAAAGUGUAUGGGUGCAACAACAGCAGCGUAAAGACGGAAAUAAUGGAUCUUCUUCCGGUUCCGGCUUGAUCAGCAAAGACGGAGAGCCUCCACGCCAAUCCAAGGAAUCGGGAAAGAAAAGAUAA